This is a messenger RNA of Spirodela intermedia, 1989 nucleotides long. NCBI's taxonomy places the organism in Eukaryota, Viridiplantae, Streptophyta, Magnoliopsida, Alismatales, Araceae. The record is from the annotation of a GenBank genome assembly.
AUGGACCUCCAGGCCCCCAAAUACUUGCAAAGCCUUGCCGUCUUCCCGUCCGCUGAGGGGGUGAGCCUCUCUACUUCUUCCUCCCCAUCCUCCUCUCUUUCUCAGAAGACUUGCAGCGUGCUGAUCAGCUUCCUCGGCGGUUGCAGGAGUCGGCUUUCUACGGCGGCGAGAACCCGUUUGCAGACGCCUUCCCCGACCCGCUCUGCAAGCUCAAUCUCAAGGAAACCUCGGACUUCGUGAGAGCGUUCCCGGCGGCGGCAGCUCAGAGGCGGAGGGAGAGCUCCACCGGGCGGCGGCUGGAGGCACCGCCCACCCCGGGCAGGCCCGUCUUCGGCUUCAGCCACGGAAAUCUCUCCAGGAAGAGCGUCCCUUCCAAAUGGGACGACGCAGAGAAGUGGCUGAUCAGCAGCUCCUCCUGCCAUGCCUCCCCCGCCCACGCCCCCAAGCCCUCCAUUGCCAACCCUCCCAAGGCCGCCACCAAGCCGGCGGAGGCCCUCUUCCACAGGGUCCCCGAGGAGGCGGCACGGAGGCCAGCGGCGCCGCCAAGCUUCCCGCUGGAGGAUACCCUGAAAGGUGAGCUUCCCUGCCGGCGAUCGUCGGCUUCUCGCCGCCACGGAAGAGGGCCUGGAUUUGGUGGAUUCUCAGCGCAUUGAGCCCUUUCCUGUUUCAGACAAAUUCACGGACAAUGUGGAGCCGAUCUUCCCCGGCUUGCAGUGCUCCGAGCCGGCCGGAGAGGUCUUCUUGUUCAGGAACUCGAUCCGCGAACCAGCAACGAGGGUCGGCGGCGCCGCCACGGCGGCGCAGCACAGAGACGUCGGAACGGAGAUGACCCCCCUCGGGAGCUCGACCACGUCAAGAUGCCACACCCCCUUCAAGACGUCGUCUCCGGCGAGGCACAACACACCGGCGGACAGGUCCGGACCGCUCGCGCCGCCGGCCAGCUCCGGCGUUGACAUCUCGGAGAUCAAAGAGUGCCACUUUGCGAACCUCGCGCUCGGAGCCCCCUUCGACCUGAUGGUAUCCAACUGGAGCUCCAGGGAGGAGGAGGAGGAGGAGAUAUCGAAGAGCCUGCGGCACUGCGAGGUGGGCGGCGCCGGGAGGAAGAGCAUGGCCGAGUUGAAGGCCUCCGCCUGGGAAGAUGAGGAGAAGAGCAAGAUCUGCGUCAGGUACUGAGAGAAGAGGAGAGGGGAGCUCGAUGCUCCGAAGAAGUUGGAGCCCUCUUAAGUUUCUUUCUCAUCUCAUCUGGGUUAUCGUGUUCGACUUGCAGAUACCAGAGGGAGGAAGCGAAGAUCCAGGCUUGGGUGAAUCUCCAGAGCGCCAAGGCAGAGGCGGAGUCGAGGAAGCUCGAGGUAACUCAAUUCUCACGCCUCACCCUCCCUUUCAGUUGUUCUUCUUCCUCUGCAAGGAGGAUCAGAGCUCUUCCUCCCUCCCUCCCUCUCUCUCCUCUGCAAGAAGGGCACGUUAGGGUUGCUGUUCCUUCCGUCCUGCAUUUCCUCGACAGAUUCCGGAUGAUGCCCGUAUAAGGAAAACGUGAGAAUUGGACUGGGUUUGCGUCAGAUCCGAGCCAAUGCCGUUUUGUCAAAUCCGCCGGCGAGAAUAUGUGAUUAUUAUUAUUAUUAUUAUUAUUAUUGUGAUUGCUAGCCAUCUCCAUCUUCAUGGUCGUUCUGCUUGAAGACGAUCGGAUCCUCUGCUUGGUUUGUUGAUGGACAGGUGAAGAUACAGAAGAUGAGAUCGAAUCUGGAGGAGAAGUUAAUGAAGAAGAUGGCGGUGGUGUACAGGAAGGCGGAGGAGUGGCGGGCGGCGGCGCAGCUGCAGCACUCCCAGGAGACGCUCAAGACGAGGGAGCAGGCGCAGAAGAUGAAGGCUCUCCCUCUCCAGGGGAGCUCCCUCGCCGGCCACCACCGGGCCUGCGGCUGCAUUCCCCUCCACCCUCACCAGCACCAGGGCCACCACCACCACCACCACCACCACCACCAUCGCCACAUCUGA